AACCCCUUAACAUAUUAAAACCGGAACCUCUAAUUAUAGUAAAAGCCAGAUCUUACUCUCAGAAAAACAAAGCACAAGGAGGAAGAAGAAGAAGAAGAAGAAGAAGAAGAAGAAGAAGUCUCCGAACCACCAAGUCCAAAACAGAUCUCACUCUGUAUAUACUGCAUUUUCUCACAGAAUUUCAGGCAUUUUCAAAUUGGCUAUAGCUGCAUUCUCACUCUGUAUCCACCAGCUUCAGUCCUCUAUCUCCUUCACAAUGUGAUGCCAUGGAAGACAUGUGAAGGGUAGGGUUAAUUCUUUGAGGCAAGUCAUCCCUACAUAGGAAGUGAACCUUCAUUGCUUGUAGUUUGGUGCAACCAUGGCAUGCAGUGCACUGGUUAUUCCAACCUCUCCGGCUUCCUCCAGGAGAACAGAAAUCUUCAAAGAGCACAGUGGUCUCCGGCGGUCACACUCUAGCCAAGACCUUUACAAUCGUGCUACUAUCCGGAGGUCUUAUUCGGAUAACCAUCUUUGUCACUGCAUUAAUCGUAUCCAUGCUGCUUCAACACAACCAAAACUAAAAAACAGCCGUUCGAUGGGGAUUUUCCCAUUUCAAUUUUCGAGCUCCAUUCUCCCAAACUCGGUUCGAUCAUUCUUGUUUGAUCCAGACACGAGUAAGCAUAUGAGCGUAGUGGAGAAGGACAUGAAUAUGGUGGAGAACUCUGAGGAGAGUGCUGGUGAAGAGGAGAGAAAAAGAGCCAAUUGGGUGGAGAGGCUUGUGGAAAUCAGAAGUAAAUGGAGGAAUAGGCAGAAAAAAGACGUUGCGGAUGAAGACACAAACGACAACUUUUGUGUCAAUGGUGAAAAUGGUGAUUGUGAAUGUGGUGGAGAGGAAGGUGGUUGUGCAGUGGAUUAUACUUCAGAAGAAGAUGAUGGAGAAAUUAGUCCUGAAUUUUUCUCAAAAUUUUUGGUUAGAGUACCAUGGUCUGAUACCAAGCUUUUUUCUCAGCUAGCCUUCUUGUGCAACCUGGCAUAUGUGAUCCCACAGAUCAAGGCCAAUGAUUUGAAGAGGUAUUAUGCGCUACAGUUUGUAACAUCUUCAUUAGAAAAGAAAGCCGAGGCAGAUGAAAUCAAAGCAAAACUUGAUGAGGACUCUACUCGUGCACCUGUAGCUGCCGAAUCUAGUGAAUCCAAUUCAGAGAAAGCGGCAGAAUCCGAGCAGAAGUGUUCAAUCCGUCCAUCUGUUGCUUACAAUAUUGCUGCCUCAGCUGCGUCUUAUGUGCGCUCAAGGGAUAAGGAUAGCCUUCCCCUUGGGUCUAAAUCACAGCAGGAGGGUGAUGGCGAGAAUUCAGGCAGAAAUUGUGAGAAUUCACGGGAGGAAGGAGGGAGCUCACCUCGAAGCUAUAAACCAGAGGUGGCUGUUUCCAUGGCAGCAUCGACAAUGACAGUAAUGGUUGCAGCAGGGGAAAGGGAGAAACAAGAAACAGCAAAGGACCUUCAGUCACUCCACUCCUCACCUUGUGAAUGGUUUGUUUGUGAUGACUCCAGUACAUAUACUCGUUGCUUUGUGAUUCAGGGUUCCGACUCCCUCUCUUCCUGGCAAGCAAACCUCUUCUUUGAACCCACCAAAUUUGAGGGGACAGAUGUACUUGUUCACAGAGGAAUCUAUGAAGCAGCAAAGGGAAUGUACGAGCAAUUUAUGCCGGAAAUAAUCGACCACUUGAAUAAACACGGUGAGCGAGCAAAACUUCAAUUUACAGGUCAUUCUCUUGGAGGAAGCCUUUCUCUUUUAGUCCACUUGAUGCUACUGAGUAGGAAGCUUGUAAAACCCUCCACUCUUCGGCCAGUUGUCACAUUUGGCUCACCAUUUGUGUUCUGCGGAGGCCAGAAAAUACUUGACCAACUGGGCGUGGAUGAGAAUCAAAUCCAUUCCGUGAUGAUGCAUAGAGAUAUUGUCCCUAGAGCCUUCUCCUGCAACUACCCUAACCAUGUGGCCACACUUCUCAAGCGUUUAAAUGGCUCAUUUCGGUCACACCCUUGUCUGAUAAAAAAUAAAAUAUUAUACUCUCCCAUGGGUAAACUAUUCAUUCUCCAACCUGACGAAAAUUCAUCUCCUCCACACCCUCUACUUCCUCUGGGGAGUGCCCUCUAUGCUUUGGACAAGACCCAAUGUGGAUUCUCUUCAAGUCUACUUAGGGCUUUCUUGAACUCCCCACAUCCACUAGAAACUCUAAGUGAUCCUACAGCUUAUGGUUCAGAAGGUACAAUCCUACGAGACCAUGACUCGAGCAACUAUCUAAAGGCUGUGAAUGGAGUCCUAAGGCAACACAUGAGGAUGGUUGUUCGGAAAGUGAGAAAACAGAGGAAUAUCUUGUGGCCACUACUUACUUCACCAUCUCCACACUCAUGGAACCAUGAAAAUAAUCUAGAGAGCAGCGGGUUGGCAACCAAGGAGAUACUCACAGGAGUUUAGUUCCAUUCUACUUAGAUUUUUCUACAUGCAUAUAGGAGAUGUUCAUAUGAAAAUAAGUAGAGGAUUUAAUCUGUCGUCUCUGUUUUGUCGUGUACAUCUCUUACCUCCUAACCAUCUCUG
Messenger RNA from Prunus avium (sweet cherry), 2572 nucleotides. Its product is annotated as alpha/beta-Hydrolases superfamily protein. Gene Ontology annotation, biological process: lipid metabolic process. NCBI's taxonomy places the organism in Eukaryota, Viridiplantae, Streptophyta, Magnoliopsida, Rosales, Rosaceae. The record is from RefSeq and is a predicted model, not a curated record. Gene Ontology annotation, molecular function: glycerophospholipid phospholipase A1 activity.